Magnolia sinica is the source of this 1874-nucleotide messenger RNA. Its product is annotated as serine/threonine-protein kinase BSK1-like. The coding region runs from base 193 to 1707 and encodes 504 amino acids. Gene Ontology annotation, molecular function: protein kinase activity; ATP binding; protein binding. The record is from RefSeq and is a predicted model, not a curated record. The transcript is spliced from 9 exons. Gene Ontology annotation, biological process: protein phosphorylation; brassinosteroid mediated signaling pathway. Lineage: Eukaryota; Viridiplantae; Streptophyta; Magnoliopsida; Magnoliales; Magnoliaceae.
GGAUAGUGUAAAAUCAAGAGUGGAAAAAGAAGGAGAGAAAUCCCAUUUCUCCCUCAGCUUGGUUAGAUCUCUCUCUGUACAGCUGCAAAAGAAGAAAAGAGAAGAGAGAGAGAGAGCUAGCAGUAGCAGUGGAAGAAGAAAGAGAAGCAUAAAUCUCUUCUCUGCAGCAGAAGCAGAGGAAGAAGAAGGAGAAUGGGGUGCUGUGAAUCGACCUUCUUAACAGAAACCCAUCCAGAGCAAGAAAACCAGAACCAGCAGCAAAACCAACAGCAGAAUACACCCUUUUCUCAUCCUUCUGCUGGUGGUGGUGUGGGACCCACAGCUGAUGGGGUCCCACCUUUCUCCGAGUUCUCGCUGGCCGACUUAAAGUCUGCCACCAACAACUUCAGCUCCGACUUCAUCGUCUCCGAGAGCGGGGAAAAGGCCCCUAACCUCGUUUACAAGGGCAGACUCCAGAACCGCCGUUGGAUCGCUGUCAAGAAGUUCACCAAGAUGGCGUGGCCUGAUCCCAAACAGUUUGCGGAGGAGGCUUGGGGUGUUGGGAAGAUGCGGCAUCGGAGGCUCGCGAAUUUGAUUGGCUAUUGCUGUGAUGGAGAUGAGAGGUUGCUUGUAGCUGAGUACAUGCCGAAUGAUACUCUUGCAAAGCAUCUGUUUCAUUGGGAAAACCAAACCAUUGAGUGGGCCAUGCGGUUAAGAGUUGCUCUCUAUAUUGCUGAAGCCUUAGACUACUGUUGUACUGAAGGGCGGCCAUUGUAUCAUGACCUAAACGCGUAUAGGGUUCUCUUCGAUGAGGAUGGUGAUCCGCGGCUUUCUUGUUUUGGACUUAUGAAAAAUAGCAGGGAUGGGAGAAGUUAUAGCACAAAUCUUGCUUAUACGCCGCCAGAGUAUCUAAGAAAUGGAAGGGUCACACCUGAAAGUGUAAUUUUCAGCUUUGGUACUGUUCUCCUGGAUCUUCUCAGUGGGAAACACAUCCCUCCGUCUCAUGCACUUGAUAUGAUAAGGGGCAAAAAUAUAUUACUAUUAAUGGAUUCACAUUUAGAGGGAAACUUUUCAACUGAAGAGGGAACUGUGCUUGUUGGUCUAGCUUCUCGCUGUUUGCAAUACGAACCUAGGGAACGCCCUAAUCCGAAGAACCUUAUUGCAACACUCUCACCCUUGCAAACCAAACCGGAGGUGCCGUCUUAUGUGAUGCUGGGCAUUCCGAAGCAUGAGGAAGCCCCUCCCACUCCACAACACCCCCUCUCCCCGAUGGGUGAAGCUUCUGCACGUAUGGACCUCACAGCCAUCCAUCAAAUCUUGGUGAUGACCCACUACAGAGAUGAUGAAGGAACAAAUGAGUUGUCUUUCCAAGAAUGGACACAACAAAUGAGAGAUAUGCUGGAGGCAAGGAAGCGUGGGGACUUUGCAUUCCGCGAUAAGGAUUUCAAAACCGCGAUCGAGUGUUACACUCAGUUCAUUGAUGUUGGAACGAUGGUUUCCCCCACAGUUUACGCAAGGCGAAGCCUAUGCCAUCUUCUUUGUGACCAACCUGAUGCUGCUCUCCGUGAUGCAAUGCAAGCACAGUGUGUUUACCCAGAAUGGCCCACAGCUUUCUACAUGCAAGCAGUUGCCCUUGCCAAGCUAGACAUGCACAAGGAUGCCGCAGACAUGUUGAAUGAAGCGGCAGGGCUUGAAGAGAAACGACAACGAGGCGGAAGAAGUUCCUGAAGAAUCGAGUAACUAGCAAUAAUGAUUCAUCCAUAUCACCCUUGCUGUCGAAUGAAACACACGCCAGAUUUUAGUAUGAUCCCAUGUUGGGAAUUGGUUUUUUUUCUCAACCAAAUGUAAUAUAGAGAGAACAGUUGUUUAAAUUAAUGCAUGUGUCUUUUUUUUUU